Messenger RNA from Hippocampus comes (tiger tail seahorse), 1006 nucleotides. RefSeq names its product 1-phosphatidylinositol 4,5-bisphosphate phosphodiesterase delta-3-A-like. The record is from RefSeq and is a predicted model, not a curated record. Gene Ontology annotation, biological process: lipid metabolic process; intracellular signal transduction. The transcript is spliced from 7 exons. Gene Ontology annotation, molecular function: phosphatidylinositol-4,5-bisphosphate phospholipase C activity. Bases 66 to 911 code for a protein of 281 amino acids. Gene Ontology annotation, cellular component: plasma membrane. Lineage: Eukaryota; Metazoa; Chordata; Actinopteri; Syngnathiformes; Syngnathidae.
AAGUCAACCAAGCUGAGAGCAGUACCCAUAACAGGAAAAAAGAUGACAAGCCGGCCGCGCCUCAGAUGAGUUCAGAGCUGUCAGAAUUGGUCGUGUACACCCGCAGUGUGCACUUUAAAAGCUUUCAACACGCUGCCAAAUCCCCGCCAAGUGACAUGUCCUCAUUUUCUGAAAGUGAAGCCCUCAGACAUGUCAAAGACUCAGGGAUGUAUUUUGUGCGCCACAACAGCCACCAUCUUAGCAGGGUCUACCCCUCAGGACAGCGACUACAGUCGUCCAACUAUAACCCUCAGGAAAUGUGGAAUGGAGGCUGCCAACUUGUGGCUCUGAAUUUCCAAACUCCUGGUGAACAGAUGGAUCUAAAUCGAGGCAAAUUCAUGCAGAAUGGUCAAUGUGGCUACAUUCUGAAGCCCCCUUUCAUGUGCCAGCCGUACACCACCUUUAAUCCAGAGAAUGUUGGUGGCGGUCCUGGCCAUGCGCCUGUUCUUUUCACUGUUAAGGUUAUUUCCGCACAGCAGUUACCUAAGCAAGAGAAGAAGAAGCCGACAGCCAUUGUGGAUCCCCAUGUUUGGGUUGAGAUACAUGGUGUUACGAUUGAUAACAACAAGAAGAAAACCCAUCACAUCCAAAAUAAUGGUUUUAAUCCACAAUGGGACUGCACCUUUAAUUUUACCAUUCAUGCUCCUGGCCUGGCUCUUGUUCGCUUUUUGGUUGAAGAUCACGACUAUACUUCAAGCAACGACUUUCUCGGACAAUACACACUGCCUUUUACAAGUCUCCGCACAGGUUAUCGCCAUGUCCGACUGCUCAAGCAGGAUGGCUCCAGCCUUUCACCCUCCUCACUCUUCAUCCACGUCGAGAUCAUCGACUGUCAGGAUAGCCAUUCCAAGUCAUCUAAAUCACAGGGCUAAGGCAUCUCAAGCAAACAAGAUAUAAUUCCAUUUGUACCUCUUGGAAGCAUCAAAACAAUCGUUGCGUUGCUUUUGAAGCAGCACAGUAAGCAGUU